AAUUAAAUAAAAACAAAAUAUUUGAAAUGCCAAAAAUACAAAGGAAUGGCGAGCAGAGACAGAGUACCGCGAGAUUGUGAGCUUCUCAUUCCGGUGGCCGACUCCGGCGACAAAGAUGCUUUGUCCAAACCCUCCUCAUCUUCCUCCUCCUCCCACCACACAGGCCACGAGUGUGUCCUAUUUCCAAUAGCGAUCACUUUCUAUAUAGCGUGGUGGUAUAUUCACUUUGUGAAUAGCUUCUUCUUUCCAAUCCAUGCUCAACUUGGAAUCAACAUUUUUGGUCCUGGAUUUGUGAACAUGCAUUCGGGUUCAUCACUUCAUCCGUUGUCCUUGAGAAUUAUUUUGAAGAGCUAUUCUGGAGAUGAAGAGUUGUGUUUAUGUUCCCACGAACCAUCAUUACAUUGGUGAUGUGUUCCUGGUCAACACCAAGGAUGUUAUCAGACCAAAUUUAUCCGUAUGGGAGGGAAUUGGUGAGUAAGCUUAGGGAUGAAUAGACUUGAGCCCCUAGCUUGAAUUUACCUACCAUGUCCCAAACCUGAAAAUGAUAGAUUUAACUAGAGACAGAAAAGAGUUGCUUUUAUCUCCAUGAAGUUGUAUUUAUCAUCUAUGCGGUCUGUUCUCUGUUUAAGUAUGGUUAAAAGUAACUUGAUUAUGUAAUGUCCAGUGUUGACUAUUAAGUAUGGUUACGCUGGUAAAAUGAGAACGUGCAUUUGACUAGAAAAUGUUGGGUGCAUUUUGUAAAGAUAUAUUAGAUGUUUCAGAUAUUGACAAGUGCACGUAGAUUAGGUUGCUAAGAAGUUAAGUUUAGUAGUUAACUUACUUAGUGACUAAGAUAGCCUUGUCUAUAUAUAUAUAUGUAACUGUUGUAACUCAGAGUAUUCAUUCAUUCAAUACAUACAAGAUAUAAUUCCUUUCUCUCAAA
Messenger RNA from Malus domestica (apple), 922 nucleotides. The record is from RefSeq and is a predicted model, not a curated record. Lineage: Eukaryota; Viridiplantae; Streptophyta; Magnoliopsida; Rosales; Rosaceae.